AUGGCCAAGUCCAAGAACCACACCACACACAACCAGUCCCGGAAAUGGCACAGAAACGGCAUCAAGAAACCCAGGUCACAAAGAUACGAAUCUCUCAAGGGGGUCGACCCCAAGUUCCUGAAGCACAACAAGAAAGGCCUGAAGAAGAUGCAGGCAAAGAAUGCAAAGGCCAUGAGUGCACGUGCGGAGGCCAUCAAGCCCCAGGUGGUGCCAAAGGGCCCCAGCCGCAAACUCACCCAUCGGGCUUUAAUUGCUCAUCCCAAGCUUGGGAAGCGGAUUAGAAGCUACAUGGCCAGGGGUCAUAGGCUCCAAAAAACAAAGCCCAAGUUUCAAGCCAAGGCAGAGGCCUCAGCUGCAGCUCAGGCUCCCAAAGGUGCCCAGGCCCCUGUGAAAGCCCCAUAA
This is a messenger RNA of Microtus oregoni (creeping vole), 402 nucleotides long. Its product is annotated as 60S ribosomal protein L29-like. Gene Ontology annotation, biological process: cytoplasmic translation. The transcript has a single exon. The coding region runs from base 1 to 402 and encodes 133 amino acids. Gene Ontology annotation, cellular component: cytosolic large ribosomal subunit; ribosome. Gene Ontology annotation, molecular function: structural constituent of ribosome. Lineage: Eukaryota; Metazoa; Chordata; Mammalia; Rodentia; Cricetidae. The record is from RefSeq and is a predicted model, not a curated record.